This is a messenger RNA of Malaya genurostris, 1643 nucleotides long. RefSeq lists its product as uncharacterized. NCBI's taxonomy places the organism in Eukaryota, Metazoa, Arthropoda, Insecta, Diptera, Culicidae. The record is from RefSeq and is a predicted model, not a curated record. The transcript has 4 exons. The coding region runs from base 278 to 1237 and encodes 319 amino acids.
CUUUGCAUUCCGUUUCUUUUCUUGCCAUCCAUUUUUAUUUACAUUUCAUGUUUUUUUUCAUCGCUAUGAGCAGCUCGUUCGCAUUGCACGCUUGGGAUUAAAUUAAAUGCUUCUCUGCAGAAGUUAUUCGUUGAAUAGACAAUAAAAUACCGGAACCUAUAUUCAUACAGUAUUUGUGCAGAUUGUGUUUUCUUGUCAGCCAGAGGAUAAGCGUACAUAAGUAGUAGAAAUAAUUAAGGAUAAUAUAUCGAAUGAUCUGAGAAGUUGAAGCUGAAAAAUGAUGACCAGAAGAAAGUCCGUGCACGAUUUGCAAGCUAUUCAACAACAUCAGAAAAAAGAAGACGCUUUGCAAGUGAAUUCUACUGAAGACAGAAAAACACCUGGUAUAAAAUCUUCACAAGUGAAGAAAAAUACGCGAAUCAAUCAAAGAAGAACAUCGGAAGCAGCGCCCGGAAUGGUGCAGAACAAUCAACAACAUCAUGGAAUUACACAAAAUGGCAUGGAUGCAGAAGAUAUCCCCAAAUUCAAAGGAUAUCGUAUAAUCGAAAUCGAUCAUUUCCUUCAGUGGGCUGCGUAUUCUCAGUUUAUGCACUCAAAGCAUUGUCCAGGAGGAUUACUAAAGCCCUACCAAGAGUACGUAAGCGGUUGUUAUUCUACGUUCGCGAUGAAAUGCAGUAAAUGCUCAGCAAUCAUUACUCGUUCAUCAGAGAAUUACAUACAUCACAAUAAGUUAAUGAAUCGUCUGGUUAAAGGCACUGUACAAAUGGGAAAAGAUUAUGACGAAAUGAGUAGUUUCAUGGAAUCUUUGGAAAUUCCAUUUGUCACAAAUGAAGAAUUCGGAACGAUAAAAUCCCAAAUGCAGUUGAAUUCGUCGUUGGAUGAUCAAUCAGCACUACAGAAAGCGGUGGAAGAAUUGGAACGAGCAUCAGCAACAUCUAAAAGAAAGCGUCAUGGUAGUUGCAAGUAUCACUACGAAGUGCUGAAGGUGUACUUGAAUAAAAAGAUGCGCAAAAUAGAAGAAAAUUUGCAACUCUCAGUUAAUGACUCUGUGGCACUAGCAGUAAAUGCUCACUUGAAGAAUGUUGCGCACGUUCAGUUAGUUCCUACGAGCCCGAAUGCAGCCACUACUAGUGGAAGCAAUUCCGCUUCAUCAUCUAAUGUCCAAAAUAAUCGAAUCGGUGCAGGGUUCUCGAACGGUCCACCUUCGACUAAAGGUAACCUUUUCAAUCAACAUUAGAGAGAAAUGCCGUCCCUGCAUACGACAUGUAUUAUGUACAUAUCGAUUGUUGAAAAGUGUUCAAAGGUUCGAGAGAUUUGCUGCGUGCUCUACUAAUCUGUAAGUGAUCAAAAGGAAUUUGAUCUCCAACUUAGUGAUUUUUACUGCGACAUAAAAAAACUUCCUUCAGUAGUUUUAUUCAUUAAAAUGAUCCAUAUUAGUUGUAGUGAAUAGCCGUUAAUAAUUGUUUCGUUCACUCUCAGGUUUUUAUUCCCCAAAUAAAUGUGCCGAUAGAUUUGAAGUUAGACUAAGUAUAGCUUCAGAAUAUGUUUAGUGUUCUCAGCGUCUAUUUGCCAUACAUUCAAUUGAUUUUUAUUAUGUAAAAUCUGACGAAUCAAUAAAAAAUUCAAAUCAUGAAUAUGAUAAA